Molecule: messenger RNA, 1594 nt
Organism: Otolemur garnettii (small-eared galago)
Lineage: Eukaryota; Metazoa; Chordata; Mammalia; Primates; Galagidae
Gene: ENOPH1
Product: enolase-phosphatase 1
Exons: 6
Coding region: 272-1228 (318 amino acids)
Molecular function (GO): acireductone synthase activity
Source: RefSeq, a predicted model, not a curated record
AGCGUAGGAGCCGCCUCCUCUCCCUGCCCACGUGGUCUCGGCCACUGCCCAGGACUGCUCACGCGUUCAGGGUUCCCGGGCGGCUGCCUCCUCCAGUUCCAGGUGUGGGCAGGUGGCAUCUCCUCUACGCACUCCCGGCAGCACGCGGCCGCCGGCUCCGAGAUUCUGCGGAGCUGUCGGAAUCCCAGGAUCAUACCUGGGGCACAGCCGGCGCCGCCCUCCGCCCUCCCUACCAGUAGGCCGGUUCCCUUAUUAGCAUACGGUGGGGGAAAUGGUCGUUCUUUCGGUGCCCGCGGAAGUCACUGUGAUCCUGUUAGAUAUCGAAGGUACCACAACCCCGAUUGCUUUCGUGAAGGACACUUUAUUUCCGUACAUCAAAGAAAAUGUUAAAGAGUAUCUGCAGACACACUGGGAAGAGGAGGAGUGCCAACAGGAUGUCAGUCUUUUGAGGAAACAGGCUGAGGAAGAUGCCCACCUGGAUGGGGCUGUUCCCAUCCCUGCAGCGUCUGGGAAUGGAGUGGAUGACCUGCAGGAGACAAUCCAGGCUGUGGUAGACAACGUGUGCUGGCAGAUGUCUGUGGACCGAAAGACCACUGCCCUCAAACAGCUGCAGGGCCACAUGUGGCGGGGAGCGUUCACUGCUGGGCGCAUGAAAGCAGAACCCUGCCCCACUCCCACUUAUGUGGUCAUUGCCUCGACCCAGGCUCUGACCCCAGCCAGUCACUCUGGAGCAACCAUGUCAUCUGACGUCAAAGGCUACAAGCAGGACUGCGCAGUGCUCACUGCAGAGAUCACCAGCAAGAUCGCGAGGGGCCCCGACACCUGCCUGGGAUAUUGGCUUGAAGCCAGGAUCUCUGAACUUAGCCCCCACUCAUCUCCCGAAGUCCCAGUUAGUUCUGGAGGAGAGGUCUUGUGUAUUCCGAGUGUAUUCGUAUGGUCAGUCUUCCUUCUGCUCUCCGUACAGCUUGUUGAUGGUCACUUUGAUACUAAGAUUGGACACAAAGUGGAGAGUGAGAGUUACCGGAAGAUUGCCAGCAGCAUUGGGUGCUCAACCAACAACAUUCUGUUUCUGACAGAUGUUACUCCAGAGGCCAGCGCUGCGGAGGAGGCAGAUGUGCACGUGGCUGUGGUGGUGAGACCCGGCAAUGCGGGAUUAACGGAUGACGAGAAGACUUACUACAGCCUCAUCACGUCCUUCAGCGAACUCUACCUGCCUUCCUCAACCUAGAGGAGCCUUUCUAAGGAAGGCCACGCUGCCUCACAGAGUUGUCCCUGUAGUGUCUAGUUUUAUUCUAAUGGUAAAAGUAACUUUAAAAAUACACAUAUAUACACACAUGAGUGUGCAAGUAUAUGUAUGUGUAUGCUCACAUUAACUUCCACGGGCACGUUAAGUGAGAAAAAAGUCUCAGUUCAGUGGAAAGGAAACUUACUUAAAGAUGCUCUAUAUCAGCGGUUCUCAACCUGUGGGUCAUGACCAAGGAAAAUACGUCCUGCAUAUCAAAUAUUUACAUUACGAUUUAUAACAAUAGCUAAAUUACAGUGAUGAAAUAGCAACAAAAAUAAUUUUAUGGUUGGGGGGGUCACCAGAACAUGA